CCUAAUAUUAGAUCAAAGUAGACAUGGCGUGCACCUCCGAUUUAAAACAUCUAACUUCUCAAGAAUUUGUGGCGGGAAAGCCACUAGAUAAUCAAAACAAGGCCUUGCAAGAAUUUAUUCAACCACACAUUGAAUCGUUUAAUUAUAUUUUAGAAAAUGGUUUAAAUGAAGCUGUAAAAGUUGCUGAUGAAGUUUUGGUUGAAAGAAGUCAAGAAGUUUCUGAACACGAUGCAGCAAUACAUUCAAUUGUUGGUUCAAUGCAUCACAAGGCUAAUUCGGAUCUUUCUCAUGAUGAUUUUCAAGAAAAGCAUAUAUCAAUUUAUAAUUCCAGUGAAUUAACUAAUAAUGUUCAAGAAAAUAAUUUAAGUAUACUUCAUGAAACUGAUGUUUGUUUAGGUAAAGUUCCUUAUAUUAACUCUAGUCAAAGCUCAACUAUAGUAACUAGCAAUGAUAACAUACCUCUUAAAGAUGACAAUGGUGAUGAUAUCGAAUUUGAAGCUUGUGACGAAUUUGAAAAUGUAGAGCUUCAAGUACCAUCUACUCAAUCAAAAUAUAGAUGUACUGAUUGCAAUUUGACAUAUCCUACAAAAUCUGUUUUGCGAAAACACCUGCAAACUGUUCAUGAUAAGGGUUCAUUACCAUUGCAAAAGGCUACUAGUAGAUGUAUUCAUCCUGAUUGUAAUGAAAUAUUUUAUCAUCGUCAAAAAAUGAUAGAUCAUUUGAAAGAUGUCCAUGGUGUAAGUUGUUUGCAAGAAGAUUUGGUGUUCAAUUGCUGGGAUGAAUUUAUUUUGUGGAAAGAAAAAGAAGAAGAUGCCAACUUUGUUCAUUUUUCUAAAAACUCUACUCAUACUAAUGCUAAGUAUUAUUCAUUAACUAAUUUUACAUGUCAGCGUGAAGGUAAAGCUGGUUACAAGUACAAAGGAUCUCACAAGAAAAAAUAUAAAGAUUUAGUUAUAGGCUCAAAAAUAUGCCCUGCUAGAAUGAGAGCUAGACUAGAUAAACCAAGUGGUAAGGUUACUGUUCAGUAUUGUAAGUCACAUAAUCACAAAAUGAGCUUUCAAGAUUUUUUAUAUAGAAGAAUGCCUGAUAGAUUGCGUAAUGAAAUUCGUGAAAAAUUGUUGUCUGGCAAAUCAUCAGAGGAAGUUUAUAAAGAACUUAAAAGUUUAGAUAAUCUUCGUGAAGAACGAGGUGAAAAUUUUGCUCCAUCAAAGCGUCAGUUUGUUACACUAGUUAAUAUUAGAACUAUAGCUAAAAGAAUGCAGAUAAAAGAACCUGCUGCCUCUAAAAGUUGUAUCCUUGAUGCUGAGCCAUAUGCUAUACAAGUUCAAAAACUAUUGGAUGAAACAUAUAAUCCUGUAAUUCUCUUUAAAGAUUCUGGUUCGCCAAUUGAAGUUGGUCCAGAAGAAAUAGAUCAAUUGAGUGGUGCACUUGAUUUGCUACUCAUUGGUAUUCAAACAAAAGAACAAAAAGAAAUGCUUUUAAAACAUGGCCAUCGAAUUUUGCUGAUAGAUAUUACUGAUGCUAUUAUAACUCCUGCACAUUAUAUUGUUACAUUAAAAGUAUUGGAUGAGUAUAAUAAAGGUUAUCCAGUUGCUUAUUUAAUUUCUAAUUCUCGCGAUGAAACAGUUCUGUUUUAUUUUUUCCAUCAAAUUAAAAUUCAAGUUGCAGAUUUCAAAAUAAAUGCAGUUAUGACUGAAAAUUCUUGCAAUGAAUAUUAUGCUUUUCGAAGUGUGUUUGGUGAUGAUGUUAAACACUUGCUAUGCAAGUGGAAUCUUCAUCGUGCUUGGUGCCAAAAAAUACAUGAAGAAUGCUUAGGUGACGAAGUAUUACAACAAGAGUUGUAUUUUAUUUUUCUUACAAUAUUAGAAGAACCUAAUAUAAACAAAUUUCAUAGCAUAGCUGCUGAGUUUAUAAGUAACUACCAGAUUCGUUGCCCAAAUUUUAUAGCGUUUUUUGUAUCUAAUUAUAUGAGCCAACCAGAAGUGUGGACUUCAUGCUAUAGAACCACUCCUGAAUCUGACUGUGAUGAGCUACUUUAUGGAGAUCGUAUUUUUGAUAGAGUUAAAAAAGAAAUGAAAUUAACUAAUAAACCCAAAGUAGUUGACGAUAUAUUAGAACUUGUUUUAAAAUUUGAGCAUGAAGAUUAUUUUAACAGGGGUUUAAACCUCAUGCUUAAUCCCCCUGAACAAGAGGAAAAGUCUUCUGAACACGUGCUUGGUAUGAAGAUUAAAACCACUGAUGUUGUUGACAAUUAUAACUCUGAUAACUCAUGGCAGGUGAAAACUAUUAACUACGAUCCAGCUGAUUUGCAGACUUUAAAAGAAGAAACGUUUGUUGUCACUUGGAAAGCAGAUGUUUGUGACAUGGAUUUUUGUCGUGAAAGAUGUCUUAAACUUGCAUGUUUUGGUUUAUGUAGUCAUUUAUACCAUUGCUCAUGUGAAAGAGAGUGUAUAACUCCUUGUCGCCAUAUACACAAAGUACAUAGUAUUCGAAUUGGCAUUAAUCAAUCAAAUCCUGAAGAAGAUUCCACAAAAAAUGAUAGUACAAGUAAAGUUAAUACUACACAUAUUAAUCUUAUAAAUACUAGUUCUAGUGUAAACGAUUGUAAAACAAAUACUUCUAAUCAGUCGAAAUCAGCCGGGCCUAUAAAAGCACAGAGGGUCGAGAAAAUAAAGAAAAUUAAGCUUGAAUUAGUAAAACUUUAUAAAUUUCUUGAAAGAGAAAAUAUUCAGAAAUAUUCUCUUGAUUUCAUUGAAGUUGGUCUUAAGAAAGUUAUUGAUGAAUGUACAGUAAUUGACAGUAUUGGUCAAAAUAAAGAGGUUGAUGUGAACUGUAAAAAAAGAAAAAUUGUAGAAAAAGAUUUAUCUGAUUUUAAGGCAUUUGUAAAACAUUCAAAGGAAAAAAAAGUCAUGCGCAUUAGCUCCCCAGUUAUGGUAGAUAUUGAACCUUAUACAGAUUUUUCCAAUCAAUCUAAAAAACAAAUAAGUGGUCAUCAAAAAAAAAGAUAUAAUUUAACUAAAUCAAAAAGCAUCAACAUUAAUAUAGAAAGUGAGCAUUCCUCGAAUCAAGAGUUAAUUGUUAAUUCAUUACAAGAUCAAGACCAAUUGAAUUUUUUCAGUGUUGUUUAUGACGAUUGCAACGAAGUUGAAUUAUCAUAUUUGAAUUUAAAAAGUAUUAAAAAUAUUUCGACAGUUAUUAUUAAUGGACCACAUUCAUUUCCUCUAGCUCAUCUUAAAGCAUUAGAUCCUAACCAAAUUGAAAAUGAUACAGCCUUAUUGUCUAAAAAUAUACCGAACUAUCAUCCGGGAUAUAUGUCAGAAGAAAUAAUUGAUUCAUAUCUCUAUUGCUUGUGCAACCAUGAAAACUUAUUGUACAUUCCGACUAAUCAAAUGCACACCUUAAGAUCAAAUCAACCAUAUACUCAACGGUUUUGGCAAGCUGAUAAACUCAAAAAAUGUAAAUAUAUUUUUAUUCCAUGGAAAUUUAUUGAAAGUGAUUUUUAUUCUAUGUUUAUUAUUGAUCUUUGUAACAAAAAUAUUAUGUACUUCAAUCCUAAUCAAGCAUAUAUUGAAUUUCCGCAAAGCAUCAAAACUGCUCAUUCAAUCUUAGUUGGGCUAAUGACAAUUGAGAUAGGCUUUAAUGAUUAUUUAACAGCAGUUUGGCCAUUAUAUCAACCCAGGUAUACUUUGGAAUCGAACAUUCAAUUUUUAAACAUUAGAAACUUAUGGUACGCAAAACAAGUUGCAACUGGAAAUAGUGUAGAUGACUCUAAUGCUGAAAUGUGCCAAUUUGUAAAGAUAAUUACUUGGACCUUAACUGAAUUUUGCAUGAAACAUAUUGCUCUAGAUAGUAUACAAGCAUGUGGGAAAUGUAAACUUCCAGUUGGCAAAAACUCAUUAAGUUGUAUACGUUGCAAACAGUCAUACCACAGACUCUGUGUAAAUUUGUUGAAUGAAGAUUUAUUGUUUGUUUGUCUUUCAUGAUUUAAAAAAAACAAACACAUUAAAUAUUCAUAUUA
Hydra vulgaris (swiftwater hydra) is the source of this 4018-nucleotide messenger RNA. Its product is annotated as DNA-directed RNA polymerase I subunit RPA2. Gene Ontology annotation, cellular component: nucleus; RNA polymerase I complex. Gene Ontology annotation, molecular function: DNA binding; ribonucleoside binding. The record is from RefSeq and is a predicted model, not a curated record. Gene Ontology annotation, biological process: DNA-templated transcription. NCBI's taxonomy places the organism in Eukaryota, Metazoa, Cnidaria, Hydrozoa, Anthoathecata, Hydridae.